Molecule: messenger RNA, 555 nt
Organism: Corylus avellana
Lineage: Eukaryota; Viridiplantae; Streptophyta; Magnoliopsida; Fagales; Betulaceae
Product: CASP-like protein 4D1
Source: RefSeq, a predicted model, not a curated record
AUGGCGUUUCGGGAUUCGCCUUCUAAGGUCAUUCUUUCCCUGAGGGGGCUUUCUGUACUUUUCCUAAUAGCAUCAACCAUACUCCUUAUUAUGGAUAAGUCGUCCGGUUCUAACAAAAAAGGCAACUACCGCAUCCGCUAUAAGGAUUUCUCUAGCUACAAAUACAUGGUUGGUACUGGUGUCAUUGGCAUUGCAUAUAACUUCUUGCAAAUAAUUUCAUUUGCAAUCUUCCGGAUGUUGAUGAACAACGAUAGCGACGUAUACCGCCUAAUUGAAUUUUAUGGUGACAAGGCUGUAUCAUACAUUUUAGCCACAGGGGCAGCUGCAGGAUUUGGCGCUACCAUAGAUUUGAAGAAAGUACUUCAAAAUGCUGAUGUACCACUUGACUUGAGCGGAUUUUUCAAUAUUGGAUAUGCAUCAACUCUCCUUCUCUUCCUCGCAUUCUUGUGCACUGCAAUCUUGUCUAUUUUGUCUUCCUAUGCACUCCCAAAGAAAGAAAGUUUAGCUGUUAAUAAAGGACCAGCAAAUGCUUCUUUUUCAAUAUUGGGUGCCUAA